UCAGAGAGGACGAUGCUUAUUUGGUAAAGACAUCAGAACACUUCCUCGGAGUAUUUGGAGAGGAGAAAACGCGCUGCUUACAACUUUUACGCACCGUGCCGCUGCGGGACGUUUAUUUGCUUGACUGUGGAAAACUCUAACUGGACAGCAUCCAGCAUGAAUAAUGGAUCCAACCGAACUGUUCAUCCCAGCUGCACCGGCAAGCCACCUUUUGCAAUCGACAUCAUCAACCAAUUGGACAUUUUUGGCAUCAUCUUGUACUCCAUCCUCACCUUCAUGGCGUCCGUUUCCCUCCUGGUCUUCAUCGAGGAAUGUGUAUACAUCUACAGAAAAGUGCCCGCCAAUAAGAAGAGUUUAAUCAUCUGGGUGAACGGGGCAGCACCGGUAAUUGGCACCAUGUCGUGUUUGGGGAUGUGGAUUCCUAAAGCCAUCAUGUUUACUGAUAUGACCUCUGCCUGCUACUUUGCCGUCGUGGUGUUCAAGUUCCUGAUCAUGAUGAUGGAGGAGAUAGGCGGGGAUGAGGGCUUCAUGAGGCGAGCGGGGAAGCAUAGGCUGAAGAUCAGCACGGGCCCUUGUUGCUGUUGCUGUCUGUGUCUCCCAUACGUCACCAUCACACGACGCAUUCUGUUCCUGCUCAAACUUGGCUCCUUCCAGUUCGCCCUCAUGAAGAUUGUCUUCACCAUCCUUUCCAUUGUCCUGUGGACCAAUGGAAACUUUGACCUGAGUGACUUGACCAUCAAUGGAGCUGCGAUAUGGAUCAACCCUUUUGUGGGCAUCUUGACAAUCAUAGCCCUGUGGCCUGUAGCGAUCACGUUCAUGCAUCUAAGGAUAACCCUGCGAACACUUAAAAUCAUUCCCAAAUACGCCAUGUAUCAGCUGGUGCUGAUCCUGAGCCAGCUGCAGUCAGCCAUCAUCAAUAUUUUGGCCUUAAAUGGAACCAUUGCUUGCACCCCACCUUUCUCCUCUGCAGUCAGAGGAUACAUGAUAAGCCAGCAGCUGCUCAUCCUGGAGAUGUUCAUCAUCACGCUGGCCACACGGCUGCUGUAUCGACGACAGUACGAUCCGUUACCCAACGAAGAACAGGACGAUAAUGAGAACACCAAGAUGGUCGCGAUAGCGAACUCUGCAUGAGAACUGAAUUUGUUUGUGUGAGUGUGUUUGCGUGGUAAAGUGUGUCAAUCUUAUUACAGCUACAGGUAUAUCAUUAUGAGAUUGAUUAAAUUAAUAUGAAUGAAUAUGUGUGAAUGAACUUUGUGCUUGUACUUUAGACUGAUGGGACACUCGGGUCACUUUUUUCAACAUAUUUCAACAAAAAACUGAUCUUCUUCGAAAGAAGUGUCUGCAGAUAUAUGUGGCAUACUUGAACAUCUCUUAAAAAAAAAAUACAAGAGCUGCUUGGCUGGGACCGUUCUGCUUGCAUGUUCUGCCUGUGUGAAUUCACUCUGGCUGUUUCCGCCCAGAAUCCCAUAAAUGUACAUGUUGGAUGGAGAUGUGAACAUACUUGUUUGUCCAACCAUGCAACCUCUACAAGUUGGACCCUGCAUUUUCUCACUGUCUGCAAGGAGAAACUUCAGCCUUCUGCGUCCAUUUACAAGAUAGCAGAUGGAUGCUUGUUUUGAAGAGGAUCAAUGUGAGAGGAUUGAUUUAUUUUUUUAACUGGUAUCCACUUAUAAUCACUUUGUCUUCUUUGCUUUUACCAAAAAAGCCAUUAUGCACAAACUUUUACGAUUCACAGAUCCAAUUUUUUCCUCUUAAUUCCCCAGGAAAUAUGUAAUUUGUUCUGCAUGAACAGCUUUUUGGUCAUGAAGGAAACUUGCAACUAUAAAGACAGAUACCGUUAUAAAGACAGAUGCACCAUAAAAGUGAAUUAUACACAGGAAAAUUAUUGUCAUUGUCCAUGGAAAUGAUUGUAUUUUUGUAUUUUAUGUUGUUUGCUUUGGUUUUUUAAAAGGGUUUUGCUACACAAACAAAAAAAGAAGCAGCAAAGCACUAAAUGAAAAACUUGCUCGUCCAACAAAAUCCCAGAUUUUCACAUGUGAAUACUUGUCCAGCACCCAUCAUGAUAAACAUGAGGUUUCCACAAUGCUGCUCAAAUAAAACAUCACAAAAGUGCACAAACAUAACAAAUCUCUACCAUAAUUACAAAAGUAAUUGUCUUAAAACACUAGAUGAAAAGCAAAGUUCAGAAAUAAAUUGAUACUUUAGUUAGUAUUGAAUGUAAACACUUUUAAAACUGAAUGUUUCUUUAUUUGUUCUUUUUUUUUUAAAUACAUUUUUGCACCAUGUACCUGUGUUUUCCAUACAUGAUGACUUAUAUGCUUUUAUGUCAAUUAUGUGAACCCCAAAAAUAAAGCUUUACGUGUCUGAA
Messenger RNA from Cololabis saira (Pacific saury), 2368 nucleotides. It is a transcript of the gene slc51a, whose product is annotated as solute carrier family 51 member A. NCBI's taxonomy places the organism in Eukaryota, Metazoa, Chordata, Actinopteri, Beloniformes, Belonidae. The coding region runs from base 157 to 1131 and encodes 324 amino acids. The transcript has 8 exons. Gene Ontology annotation, biological process: transport. The record is from RefSeq and is a predicted model, not a curated record. Gene Ontology annotation, molecular function: transporter activity.